This is a messenger RNA of Fibroporia radiculosa, 813 nucleotides long. RefSeq lists its product as uncharacterized. Bases 1 to 813 code for a protein of 270 amino acids. Gene Ontology annotation, molecular function: oxidoreductase activity. Gene Ontology annotation, cellular component: cytosol. The transcript has 8 exons. The record is from RefSeq and is a predicted model, not a curated record. Lineage: Eukaryota; Fungi; Basidiomycota; Agaricomycetes; Polyporales; Fibroporiaceae.
AUGUCUGUCUUCAACGCCUCUCGACUGAUCGGCAAAACCGUGCUCAUUACUGGCGCGAGCGCUGGCAUCGGAGCGGCAACCGCCGUCUUGUUCGCAAAAGGUGGUUCCAAUGUCAUCCUAUGCGCGCGCCGUGCAGAUGCCCUGAAGAAAGUUGCGGAAGCUUGCAGCACAGCUCACAAGGAGUCUGGCUUACAGCAAGGGGGCAAGUUUGUCACCGUACAACUUGAUGUCUCAGAUAAGACACAGGUUGCGUCGCUCUUUGACAAGGUCCCCGCAGAGCUCCAAGCGGUCGACAUUCUGGUCAACAACGCUGGCUAUGUGCUUGGCGUGGAGCGAGUUGGAAGUAUCGCGGAUGCAGACAUUGAGGGCAUGUUUGCAACGAACGUCCUGGGUCUCAUCUCCAUAACCCAGCUACUACUCAAAGGUUUCAAAGAGCGGAAGUCUGGUCACGUCAUCAACCUUGGAUCUGUAGCGGGCAGAGAACCGUAUACAGGAGGCAGUAUCUAUUGUGCCACAAAGCAUGCAGUGAGGGCAUUUACCGGCUCCCUGAUGCGAGAAGUGGUGGACACACCUAUCCGGGUUACGGAGAUUCAGCCAGGCAUGGUGGAGACUGAAUUCUCUGUCGUGCGCUACCGUGGUGAUAAAUCCGCCGCCGACAAGGUGUACGAAGGACUUCAGCCACUGACAGCAGAGGAUAUCGCAGAAGAAAUCGUCUGGGCAGCAGCAAGGCCUCCGCACGUUAAUGUUGCGGAGGUCUUCGUGCUACCUGUGAAUCAGGCUUCUCCUACAAUCAAUUAUCGCGGUGGAAAGUAA